This is a messenger RNA of Cynara cardunculus var. scolymus (artichoke), 2561 nucleotides long. RefSeq lists its product as uncharacterized. The record is from RefSeq and is a predicted model, not a curated record. The transcript has 2 exons. Lineage: Eukaryota; Viridiplantae; Streptophyta; Magnoliopsida; Asterales; Asteraceae. The coding region runs from base 187 to 2337 and encodes 716 amino acids.
AUCAGAAUCAUUGAUCACCAGCACUCAACAAACGCAAAAUAGAAGCGGAUUCUGGAGGACAUUACCAGUGCCCCUUCUACGGUUAGAUUGCUCGAGUGUUUUUGGGGCUUGCUCAAUCAGAGGUAGGCCCUUUACUUUGCAUGCAAGAUUAUUUAUUGGUGAAGUUGGAUAUGAAACAUUGUUGAUAUGGAAUGUAAUAAGGACGAAGCUCUCCGGGCUAAAGAGAUAUCUGAGGUGAAGCUAGUAGAACAAGAUUUUGUGGGAGCGAAAAAGCUUGCACAAAAAGCUGAGAAGCUGUUCUCUGGGCUUGAAGGUCUUCCGCAGCUUUUGACAACGCUUGAUGUGUACAUUUCUUCAGAGAAGAAGAUUAAUGGGCAAACAGAUUGGUACGGUGUUCUUGGUGUGGAACCCACAGCCGAUGAUGAGACUAUUAGGAAGAAUUACAGGAAGCUGGCUCUCACCCUUCAUCCUGACAAAAACAAGUCGGCUGGAGCUGAAGGCGCCUUUAAGCUUGUGUCGGAGGCAUGGACAUUACUGUCUGAUAAGGUUAAACGAAAAAUAUAUGACCAAAAACGAAACCCAAGACCUGUGUACCAGAAACCCGUCACUGAAACUCAGAAGACUUCAGCCCCUACUACUCAGCCCACUCAACCAAUUCCUCGGCCACCAAAUACCACAUUUUGGACUAAGUGUACAAGAUGCUUAAUGCAUUUUGAAUACUUGAAAAUUUACCUCAACCAGAAAAUUCUUUGCCCCAAUUGUCGUGGGCCCUUUUGGGCUGUAGAGUUGUCCGCCCCACCCAUAAACCAUCAUGCAACAACGCGGUAUCCUCAAAAGCAGAAUCACAAUGCAAAUCAUCAAGUGAAUGUUCCACAGGGUCCAUCCUUAAACUCAUCUAGGGUCAACCAUGUGAAUGUUCAGCAGGGCCCAUCUGUAAACACUUCAGCUGUGAACGGCAGUGGACAAUUUAAAAGACGACAUGAAGUGAAAGCAGGUGCAACAAGAUAUCAGACCUCAAAUUCAGGGUUAGGUUCUGUUAAAGGUGAUGGAAUUGCAAAAAGGAGACGUGUAGCCGAACAGUCUUCAAUGGUACAUGCCAGCAAUGCAUAUGUAAAAGCCAAUUCAGGAGGGGAAAAGGUUAAUGUUUCUGUACAGCGGAAGCUUAAUAAUAGUACGAGGGAAUUGUCCCAGGCAGAAGUUCGUACCAUGUUGAUGAAAAAAGCUAGGAAAGAAAUUCACAAGAAAAUGGAUGAAUGGAUUGCAGAAAAAGCUUCAAGGAAAGAAGGUAGGAAGAGAGAAAAUGAGAUGACUCAUCGUGGUAAAAAGAAUGCUGAUGAGAUCACUGUAAAUGGUAUGAGCAAAGUUAAAGGCAUAAAAGCACCGUCAAAAGAUGCUGUGGAUACAGUUAACAUGGACUCUGAUACGAAGGAAGUUGACAUGGGCUCUGUUGCGAAGAUUGAAGCGGUACUGAUGAUUGUUCCAGAUCCAGAUUUUCAUGAUUUUGACAUGGAUAGAACUGAAAGGUCAUUUGGUGAAAACGAGGUUUGGGCUGCUUAUGAUGAAGAUGAUGGAAUGCCUCGAUACUAUGCAAUGAUUCAUAGUGUCAUAUCGAAAAAACCCUUCAAGAUGCGUAUAAGUUGGCUGAAUUCCAAGAGUAAUGCUGAGCUAGGACCGAUUAAUUGGGUCGCAUCUGGCUUUCCUAAAACUAGUGGAGAUUUCAGAAUAGGCAAGCAUGAAAUCAAUACCUCACUUAAUUCUUUCUCACACAAGGUUCAAUGGACCAAAGGCAAAAAAGGGGUUAUUCAAAUUUACCCACGAAAAGGUCAAGUAUGGGCCCUUUAUAGGAACUGGUCUCCUGAUUGGAAUCAGUUUACUCCAGAUGUAGUGGUACAUAAAUAUGACAUGGUGGUAGUUGUUGAAGAUUAUAAUGAGGAGAAGGGGGUGAUGGUAGCUCCUUUGGUUAAAGUUACUGGUUUCAAAUCUGUGUUUCAUCAACAUCCUGAUGAGAUGGAAUCACGGACGAUUCCUAGAGAAGAAAUUUUUAGAUUGUCUCAUCAGGUUCCUUUUUAUUUGCUCACAGGUGAAGAAUCUCUUAAUAUUCCCAAGGGUUGCUGGGAGCUUGACCCUGCAGCACUACCCUUGGAGCUGCUUCAGCCCACAAUUGAAACAAAAGUAAAGGCAGUGGAUGAUGGACAAGAUUCCAGGGGAAACGAGGCUAAGGGGAUUAUAACAUAUGCUAGAAAGAUGCGAAAAAAUGUGGAACUUAAAGGGAAAGAAAUUGAUGAAACCAACAAAGGGAAUCAAGAGGCAACGGAUUUAGAAAAUAAUAGCAGAUAGAUCUGGGAUAGUAUGGAGCUUAGUUGACCUGAAGUAGUCAUCAGAAGCUUUCAAUUUUGGACUCAACCCUGUCUACAAGUUGUAGACAUUUUAAGGAGCUAAUUUGUAGCAGGUCGAGCUUUGUCAAGGUUAUCUUAACUUUUUUGCUUGCUGUAAAAAACUUAUUUUCUUGUUUUUCUUUGGCUUACUGGAGACUGUCAUAUACAUGAUAGCAAGAUUUAUGA